Messenger RNA from Hyaloscypha bicolor E, 1122 nucleotides. Its product is annotated as NAD(P)-binding protein. Gene Ontology annotation, biological process: fatty acid metabolic process. NCBI's taxonomy places the organism in Eukaryota, Fungi, Ascomycota, Leotiomycetes, Helotiales, Hyaloscyphaceae. The transcript has 2 exons. The record is from RefSeq and is a predicted model, not a curated record. Bases 1 to 1122 code for a protein of 373 amino acids. Gene Ontology annotation, cellular component: mitochondrion. Gene Ontology annotation, molecular function: trans-2-enoyl-CoA reductase (NADPH) activity.
AUGUGCAGAAGGCACAAGUCUGGUCCCUAUGGCUACACGCAAGCUAAAGCUCUUGUUUACUCAAAAUACGGAGAGCCAUCUGAUGUGCUAUCUCUCCACACUCACUCGAUCUCCCCCUCCCUCCCAUCCAGCGCCGUCCUCCUCCGCACUCUCGCAAGCCCAAUCAACCCAGCAGAUAUAAACCAAAUUCAAGGCGUGUACCCCGCCAAGCCACCUUUUACAUCCCUCCUCGGGACCUCUGCUCCCAGUGCUGUUGGCGGCAACGAAGGCUGUUUCGAAGUUGUGUCUGUUGGCUCACACAUAAAAUCCGUUUCGAAAGGCGACUGGGUGAUCAUGAAAAACACUAGUUUCGGAACGUGGCGGACACAUACAUUAGCAGGAGAGAAGGACAUUCUCAAAAUUGAUAGCAAGGAGGGCUUGACACCUCUCCAGGUUGGCACAGUCUCAGUGAAUCCAUGCACAGCCUAUAGAAUGCUGCAAGACUUUGAGGAGAUGAGAGAAGGAGACUGGUUUAUUCAGAAUGGGGCGAAUAGUGGUGUUGGCCGAGCUGCCAUACAAUUGGGAAGGCAGUGGGGGUUAAAGUCGAUCAAUAUCAUUCGGGAUCGGCCAGAUGCAGUAGCGACUGAGGCAAUGAAGAAUGAGUUGCUCGAAUUAGGAGCUACGAAAGUUGCCACAGAGAGCGAACUGAUGGACCAAGGUUUCAAAGAGCAAGUCAAAGAAUGGACAUCUGGUGGCAGAGAGCUGGUCAAGGUGGGGCUGAAUUGUGUAGGGGGAAAGCCGACCUCUGCUCUAAUAAAAUGCCUUUCUCCCUCAGGGCACCUCAUCACUUACGGAGGCAUGUCAAAGCAACCACUGGCACUACCUACCAGUGCUUUGAUAUUCAAGGACAUCAAGUUCAGUGGAUUUUGGGUCAGCAGGUGGAGCGACGCACACCCAGACGACAAAAAGAAAACAGUCGAAGAGGUUCUCAAGAUGACGAGGAAAGGCACAUUCAAAGAUAUCCCGGUACAAGAACUCCGGUGGGACUGGGGAACUGAGGAGUCGACACUCAAGGAAGCUGUUCAGGGUACAUUGGGCGGCUUCAGGGCUGGAAAGAGCGUCUUCAUCUAUGGAGAUACAUGA